UGACCAAUUGCAAGAAUUGUGGAUCCGUCGUGUUUUUGGGAGGGUAACAUUUGUUAUCUCCCUUAGCAUAAUGAUCCUUGGAUUAAUCAUACAGUAUCAGGCACGUCACCAAACCGGUGACGUCAUAUGUCCAGAACUAUAUCUUGAUGAGUCUACUGCGCAUGCCGAUCUGGAGAUCUCCGAAAUGGGUACAGUGGUUUCCAACACAAAACGCUACGUUAGGAGACAUCGGUUUCAUAGAUACCAUGGUGUAGCUGGCAUGAUUUCAUUGGGUAACUUGGAAGACUUCGAAUUUCGUGUGGGAAUAUUUUAUGAAAUACAAAAAAGGAUAACAAAACACAUCCCGCUUUUCGAAAUCGCUUUUGCUGAAAAAAAGUUUAUUGAAAAUGACGAACUAAAUUGGCCGAUUAAAAAAUCUCUGAGCAUAAAGGGAAAGAAAUGUGGAGAGAAAAGUAUUUGUUUAACAGUGGGGAAACACGGUGUGAUUUACAAGGAAAUUGAAAUUUCGAAGUCAUACAGCGACUCUUUCUAUAUAGGAGUGAUAACCAUAAUUAAAAGAAAUGAAGAUGUACAUAUUUAUUUUUAUGACAGGACACAGCAAUGUAAUUUAUUAUUUAAACUCUCGCAGAUAAAUAUUUUCAACAAAAAUUUGAGAUCUUUUUACGGAGUGAUGGAAAAUUCGCGUGAUGCCAAGAUAGUUCUUUCUAUAAUUAGAGAUGCUAAAAAUGUGGAGCGAUUCGACGAGAUGACCAGUCAUAAAGACGUCUUUAAUGCUGGCGACGGGUAUGCAAUUUCAAACUAUAAUGCUGGAACCAAUUUUAAAAGAGCUGGUAGCUUAAAACAGGCUUAUCGCGGCGUUCUUGCUGAUGUCGCUUUCAAACAGAAUGAAAAUGAAUCUCUUCUAAUAAAAUCAGAAUACUUUGAAGUUAAUUUUCUUUUCGAUGUUAAUUUGCGAGAAUAUGAUUCUCAAGACUCGGUGUUUGAAUUCGGAUUCACUCCAAAACACCUAAUUAAGAAACACUCAAAACUAAAAUAUCAUUCGGAUGCUGUUCUGAUAUCAAUAUCUCGAUGCACAAAAAGACUAAGACUUUGCAUAUCAUACUGGCAAAAUGGGACCCAACAUAAAAUUUACCAUCCCAUUGGCAGAUACGAACCUAAAUACGAAGAUUAUAAUAUAACAUUUGGGCUGAAAAUCGAUGCAACGGAGAAUGAAGGAAGUGUUUAUUAUAUUGAUUCUAGCAACAAGAAUAUACUACAUACAUUUCCAAAUGUCUCGUUUGCACGCCCUCUGUAUCCAGUGAUUGGAAUGACAGACAAAUCUUUCGUCAAGGCCCGUCUUCUGACAAAAUCACUUGUUACCAGGAUGUAUAGUGUUUUUGGAUUCUUCAUGUAUCCACCUAUAUGUGAUUCUUGA
This is a messenger RNA of Saccostrea echinata, 1414 nucleotides long. RefSeq lists its product as uncharacterized. Lineage: Eukaryota; Metazoa; Mollusca; Bivalvia; Ostreida; Ostreidae. The transcript is spliced from 2 exons. The coding region runs from base 71 to 1414 and encodes 447 amino acids. The record is from RefSeq and is a predicted model, not a curated record.